This is a messenger RNA of Daldinia vernicosa, 1332 nucleotides long. RefSeq lists its product as uncharacterized. Gene Ontology annotation, molecular function: protein-macromolecule adaptor activity. The coding region runs from base 228 to 1178 and encodes 316 amino acids. The transcript is spliced from 3 exons. The record is from RefSeq and is a predicted model, not a curated record. Gene Ontology annotation, biological process: vesicle-mediated transport. Lineage: Eukaryota; Fungi; Ascomycota; Sordariomycetes; Xylariales; Hypoxylaceae.
GUGGCUUAGUCAUAAUGAUAACAUUAUGGAUUUAUCGCGGCAACGCGCAUUAGUGGGAUGGCGGGGCAGCCGGGGGGCAGCCGGGCUCUCACAAUUCAUCCACCUCAAGUACCUCUUAGGCUCUUACACAGCUUCUUACAUUAGCAUCCAAUGAGCCACCAAUAAAUCAUCAACCGAAUAAGCAUCAACCCCGGCAAUUCGUAAUAUCGCAUCGUGCCAUUUCUAAUAUGGAUAUCUCAAAUCCUCGUCGCAUAUUAGCCGUCUCCUUGGCAGAUUCGACUUACCACUUAACCAAGGUAAUCAAAGACCUCACCGGUACUCAUCCAGAACAGACCUCAACGUCACUAGCCGGUUCAUCACACAGCCUCUCUUUAAAGACAGCAUACUACACGGCCGAAGUGCCCAUAUGGUUAGAUCUCAUAUCAUCACCGUCAGAAUGGGCCGACUCUUUCUUAUCUCCCGAGGCCAAGGAGGUCCUCGAGGUUCUCGGCGGAGUCGUCGUAGUCUUUUCGCUACCACUCAAGUCGCAGACGGAUGAGGUCAAGGCGGCGCAGGAACUCAUCCAGAACGUAGGCAAGGUUAUCAAGGACGGGCUUGGCGGCUGGUCGUGGGACGGAGUCGGUCUGUGUCUGGGCGUUGGAGAAAUAGACGAUGUCGAUGAGUGGGAAGAUUGCUGCGCCGAGUGGGGGUUGGAGUUCGUACAGGUCAAGAGUCAGUCCGUGGCAACACGAAACGAAUUCGGCGAAAAAACCGGUAUCCCCCGUGCCCUAGAAGCGCUAGAAUCAAACGACUGGUCUCACACAUCCGCCGACGACCUCGGGUCUGAUUUCGACUUUGAGACGGAACUAAACAUCGAAAAUAACGACAAUGGCAAAGACAAGGAUGGGCCUGAUCUCGACCCAGAAAACCUCGAUUUUGGUUUCGAUCGCGAGGACUUUGCCGGUCUCAAACAAGUGAUAUGGAAUUCCGGGAAAGAUGAGGACUUUCUUAACGGAGAACCGAAUACGGACACCAGCAAGAAGGACGACGGGGAAAAUAUGGAUGAUGAGGAUAUCAGGAAGAUAGAACGCAUGAUGGUUAAGUUACAGGCUGUGCGCGAUACGAGCGCCGGGAUGUCGGAAGACCAACGUAAGCGCGUAGCCGCAAAGGCGGUGGCCGAGGUUAUGAAAGAACUAUGAAUACUAACUAGUUUUGCUUGUUCGUAUCCACACGGGAUAUCUGCUGGGGAUGUGGACUCCUACAGAUACUUAUAGGUAUAUAACGCACCUAUACUAGAGGACUAAUACCGUCAUAAAGGUGUUCUGGCUAUACCAAUGAUUCUAAUACUCUUAC